Molecule: messenger RNA, 1128 nt
Organism: Durusdinium trenchii
Lineage: Eukaryota; Dinophyceae; Suessiales; Symbiodiniaceae
Source: the annotation of a GenBank genome assembly
CUUUGCUUGCCUAGCUCAACUGGGUAGUUGUGACUAUUGUGGUGGCAACCUGCAGUGUUGGGGCUCAGACGAGCCCUGUGUCUGUGCACCACCCAUGGCCCGGUGGUGCACACUUCAAUCCAUCGUGGUCUUCAUAUUAUGCGACCAGGAGUCUCAGGUCACAGCAGCCCGAGUCACCGGAGGUGAAGCCGAUGAGGCCAAAGAGUUGAAUGCUUCCAGAUCGCACAUGGCUCAGUUCAACCACUCUAGGAAGUUGCAAAGCUGGAGAGAAGUUGCUGCUUGGUCACCCGGCCACAACCGAGAAUCUGCCAUGUCACAGACUUUCCGACCGGCUCACGAGUGGUUCAGCUGGAAGCAGGAACGAUUCCUAGCAGUCUUGACGGUGCUGAGCUUUUUCACCCUUGCGAUCACCUACCUCAUUGCAUCAGGAAUUCAGAUGAUGAUUCAAGCACGCCGAGUUCGGCAAGUGCUAAAGAAUCAGCUGACCCACCAGAACCAGGCCCUUUCUGUCCAGGCUGUCUUAGAAGCCCGCCUGGAGAUUUUCAGGAGUUUGGUAGAGCUUUCCCAUGACCGAGAAAGCAACGAUAGCGACUUUGAGGUGAAGGUGCUUGUAGCUUUCUUCAAAGAGGUGAUGGAGAGGAUUUGGGAUGCCAUGAAGUCUGGCAUGCUCGACGACGAGGUCCAGAUAGUACUAGAGACGGCGCUCGAAAGCAAUGAGGAAUGCACCUGCAUCAGCGAACGCAAGCAGCUGUGCUUGGACCUUGUUGCCUCUACCAUGCAGCAUGCUACACCGGAGGCCAAGGGCAAGCUCUUGACUUUACUUGAGAGGGGGCUACAACAGCAGAUCAGAUCUCUAGUCCAAGAAGGCUUCAUGCCACGAAAGGCUCUUUUGGAUGCGGCAGCCGCCAAAGAGACCGAUGGUAUGCUAGAGCAGCGCCUAAAAUUCCUGCUUGCUGAAGAGGCAUCAUGUGCGGCGGCAGGCUGUUCGGGCUUCUUCGGCUUCGGAGUGCGUUGAGGUACUGUACUAGCUCCAUUUGGCUCCUGGCAUCUUCGAAAGACUGACCCGCUCAGUUCACCAAAUAGGUGAAUUGCAAAGCAUUUGGCUCAUUUGGCAAUCGAGAAACAGCG